AUGAUCGCGAGCCCUGAACUGACUUUCAGGGAUGUGGACUUUCUGGGUGCAUAUAGCACCGGUCUACUUCGACAGUGGAAUGUUAGGCCCGUACAACCCCAAGUUUGCAUACAUAGUUUGAUCCAGGAUCGUUGCCGUAGCCAGCCCGACGCUGAGGCGCUCUGUGCCUGGGACGGUACUCUCACAUAUGCCAAACUAGACGGACUGUCGCUGGCUGUCGGACUCCAGCUGCAGUCCCUUGGCGUGGGUCCCGAGUCAAAGGUCCCGAUCUGCUUUGAAAAGUCGCUAUGGACGGUGGUUGCCAUCCUCGGCGUGCUGAGAGCAGGAGGCGCCUUCGUCCUCCUGGACCCUUCAUAUCCCAUCCCGCGCCUGGAAGAAAUCUGCUCCCAGGUGCAGGCAGACGUCGUGAUCACCUCGGACCCACUGCGGGAAAUGGCCGCGAAUUUUGCCCCAAAAGCCAUCGCGCUUCCGGACACGCUGAGCAAAAUGUCAUAUUUUCCUUGCAAUUCAUCUCUUAAGUCAAAGGUCACCCCUGCCAAUGCGGCCUAUGUUGCCUUCACAUCUGGCUCCACGGGCAAGCCGAAGGGAAUAGUGAUUGAACAUCAGUCUUUCUGCGCCAAUGCGCUUGCCCAGAACAAAGUUCAGAAUCUUGAUAAUAAAACUAGAGCAUUCCAGUUUGCAUCCUACGGAUUCGACAGCAGCAUCCUCGAAAUGCUCAUGACCCUGAUAGCAGGCGGUUGUGUGUGUAUUCCGUCAGAGAAACAGCGACUGAAUGGCCUCGCCGCAGCCAUUAACGACUUGAGAGCCAAUUGGGUGGAGCUGACCCCGUCCGUCGCACGACUCAUCAAGCCCGAGCAGAUCCCCAACGUCCGAUCCCUCCUGCUUGUCGGCGAGCCCAUGGCGCAGGACCAGAUCGUACAGUGGACGGGCAAAGUCCAGUUGAUCAAUGCGUACGGUCCGGCUGAGUGCAGCGUCGUGACCAGCGUACAGCCCGAUGUCCGAUUACAGGACCCGUACAACGUCGGUCGAUCUCAUAGCAGUCGAUGCUGGAUUGUCAAUCGGCAGGACCAUCAUCAGCUUGAACCCCUGGGAGCCGUGGGCGAGCUCCUCAUCAGCGGACCGAUUGUCGGCCGAGGCUAUCUCAACCAGCCCCAGCAGAAAUCUUUUGUAUCCAGCCCCAGGUGGGCGACAGAAUUCGCUAUACCUGCUGAAGAACGGUUCUACAAGACGGGUGAUCUGUUCCGGUACAACGUCGACGACGGCACGCUGCGGUAUAUAGGUCGGAAAGACACCCAGGUUAAGAUUCACGGUCAGCGUGUCGAUCUGCAAGAGAUCGAGCAUCAUGCCCGCCGAUUCCAAGAGCGAAUCGAUGCGGUGGCCGACGUCAUAAACCCCAGUAACACCAAUGGGAGAAAACUGCUUGCACUGUUUGUGACCACCGCAGAGGCAGAUGCAGACCAAAACGAGGCUCUCUUGGCUCCCAUGGACGACGCCUUCUGUGCUUUGUCGGACAGUCUCCAAGAUUGGCUCCGUGAGUGGCUACCUGCUUUUAUGGUACCGACCAAGUACAUUCCAGUGAAGCGCUUCCCCCUUACAAGAACAGGCAAACUGGACAGACUGGCACUGGUAAAUCUAGCAGCUCAGUUCGGAGGAACCAGGGCUCGCGGAGAGACCGAACGAGAUCGAGGAAACGACAAGGAUCCUGGACUGCUCCACAAAGAAGAAAGUAUUCGCGCUCUCUUUGCCGAGGUGUUGGUGUGUCCCGAAAAAGAUGUCAGCGCUCACGAUGGCUUCUACGAUCUGGGAGGAAAUUCCUUGGCCGCCAUCGAGCUGGUGGCGCGAGCCCGGGAUAGAGGUCUGGAGAUCACAGUAGCCGAUGUAAUCCGUCUUCAGACAGUUCAACAGAUUGCCGGAUGUGCCGUAGCGAAUAGGGAUGUGCACACGAUCGCGCCAUUCGCCCUCCUCGAGGAUGUGGAACAGAGCCUAUCCACUGCAGCGGCCCAGUGCCGUGUCGAAAGAGACAUGAUUGAGGAUAUGUAUGCCUGCACACCGUUGCAAGCAGGCCUCGUGUAUCUGUCCAUCAAAAACCCCGGGUCGUUUGUGAGCACAUACCGAUUCUCCUUCACACCUUCAGUGAACUUGGAUCGCUUCCAGGAGGCAUGGAAGCGGACUUAUCUCGCACAUCCCAUGCUACGAACGUGCGUUGUGCAGCUCCAGGACGGUCAACUGCUUCAAGUAGUCAUCAAAGCCAAAGACUUGAGCACCAGCUCCUACGCCACGGAUAAUGCUGAGACCAUGGCAUUGGGGCGGCCUCUCACCCGCUGGGAAGUGCGUCAUGCGCGAGGCAAUAAGCCAGCCGUCUUCUCCCUAACAAUGCAUCAUGCCGUUUUCGACGGGUGGUCCUUCAUACAGGUGCUCGACGAUUUGCAGAAAAAUUAUGAAGGCCACGCGCUCCCGUCACGGCCAUCAUUCAACCAAGUGAUCGACUAUAUCUCAAGGCUGGACAUGUCUGCAGCCUAUCGGUUCUGGUCACAGGAAUUCACCGGCCUCCGAGCCGCGGUCUUCCCGGACUCUUGCAAUCGAUCAUCGGUAGUCUCACCGCGACCAUCGUCUAGGAGCCACCGGAUUCCCCUUGCCACUGCAGAUAAAGACUGGACACUCGCCAAUAAGAUCAAACUGGCCUGGGCCCUGGUCGUCUCCGCCCAGACCGGUUCGAACGAUGUCGUCUAUGGAUUGACGGUAUCAGGCCGGAAUGCUCCAGUUCCGGGCAUUGACUGUAUUGCUGGGCCGACGAUUGCCACGUUCCCCUUCCGCACGCAGCUUGAUCCACAUUCAUCCGUUGAAGAUAUGUUGUUAAGGCUACGCGAGCACGACGUCGCCAUCAUACCGUUCGAACAAACUGGUCUCGCACGCAUCAGCGAAGCUAGCCCGGAGGCCGCCUUGGCCUGUCGCUUCCAGAAUCUCCUGACAAUCCGACUAAGUUCGGUGCAGAGCCCUUCUGCCAUACUGACCGAUCUCCCCGAGAAUGAGCACCAGGAACUGCUGUUUGCCUCGUAUCCUUUGUCCAUCGUGGCUCAACAGCGAGCCGAAUCGCUUGAGAUCAAGGUUUUCUUUGAUAGCACCGUCCUGGAUACGAACCGGGUGCAAAUGCUGUUGGACCAAUUCGCAACAGCCCUACAACAUAUCCUCCGCGAUCCCGGGGCACAGAUGGGGCAACUGAUGACCCAGAAUCCUCCAGAUUGGCACCAGUUGGCGGUAUGGAAUCGGAAGGACAACCCAGAACGUCUAAGGUGCAUGCAUGAGGUCAUUAUGGACUUCUGCCUUACACAGCCCGAUGCAGAAGCCGUAUGUGCAUGGGAUGGCUCGCUCAAGUAUCAUGAACUCCUCUCCUUGUCGCGUGGGGUUGCGGGUCAUCUCCAGUCUCGCGGGUGGUGUCAAGGAACGGUCAUUGGGAUCUGCAUGGAGCGGUCCAAGUGGUUUCCUGUCGCGAUAUUGGGCGUGCUCAUGUCUGGCGCCGCUAUGGUCUUGUUGGAGCCCAAUUUUCCGAUCCCCCGAUUGCAGCAAAUCGUUCAGGAUGCUGAUGCACGAGUGGUAAUCUGCUCCCCGGCGCUUCAAGACAAAUGCAGGAAAAUUGUGGACAGUACCGUGACUCUUACGUCGGAUAUCGUCCUCGCUGAUUACUGUUCUUGGAGCCCAUCCUCGGUGACACCGCAGGAUCCAAUGUAUGUUGCCUUUACAUCUGGGUCAACAGGUACCCCCAAAGGUGUUGUGAUUGAGCAUGGCAUGGUCUAUUCAGUAGUGCAUGGGCACAAGGACGUCAUUUCCGUGUCAAACACCUCCCGAGGCUUGCUGUUCGCAUCGCCCGCUUUUGACAUUUGUCUGGCUGAGGUGAUGUUCAUGCUCGCUGCAGGGGGCUGCGUCUGUAUUCCCUCUGAAGACCAGCGGAUGAACAAGCUGGCGGGCGCCAUGACAGAUAUGAGGGUUAAUAUCGCCAUGCUGACUCCUUCCAUGGCUCGGACUAUUGCUCCAGCGGAAGUUCCAUGCCUACAGACACUCGUUCUUGGAGGAGAAGCGCCUUCGGCGACUGACUUGGCUACGUGGGCGUCCCAGGUGCGGCUGCAUCAAUCAUACGGCCCUGCAGAAUGCACCAUGUACACAACUACCACGGGACCUUUGUCCCCGAAUACUGACCCCAGUAAUGUUGGAUCUUGCCCUAACGCAUCGUGCUGGAUUGUGAAUCCCCACAACCACCAUCAGCUCCAGCCCGUGGGUUCAGUGGGAGAGCUUCUCAUCGGCGGACCCAUUGUCGGCAGAGGGUACAAGAAAAGAACUGCAGAAACCGAGGCAGCUUUUAUUCGCAAUCCAUCCUGGUGUGUGAAAUUCCCCUUUCUGCAGGGACAUCGGUUCUACAAGACAGGGGAUCUGGCUGUCUUUCGACCCGACGGGAGUCUGAGUUUGGUCGGUCGAAAAGACGCGCAGAUCAAGCUGCAUGGGCAACGUAUCGAGCUACGCGAAGUUGAGCAUUGUGCCGAGCAAUACGAGCAACAAACCGCAGCUAUCGCCGGGCUUGUCACGCUCCGAGAGAUCGCAGAACCCAGAUUGGUCCUGUUCGUCUAUAACCCUAAGCAAGCGGACACCACAAGCGUUCGCUUCCCCAACCAUGAACGUCAAGAGCUCUUUCUUCCGCCGUCAAGCGAGAUUCGGUCCCAAUUACAAGGCCUCAAAACGCACCUGAGCCAGCACCUUCCGUCAUUCAUGGUACCCUCGCUGCUUAUCCCUCUGUCACGUCUCCCGCUCAGUCCUAGUGGCAAAGCAGACCGCAAGAAACUGCGAGAGGAAGCAGGGAAUCUGACGAGAGAGAUAGUGACGGAGUAUCUCGGCCAUGCAGCAUCGCACAAAAAGCAACCGAUUACCGAGCAGGAACGUUUUGUGCGAGCCAAUUUCGCCAAGGUCCUUUCAUUAGACGAGGAGUCCAUUGGAGUGGACGAUGACUUUUUUGCUCUGGGAGGUGAUUCUAUUUCCGCCAUGCAACUGCUCACUUUGUGUCGAAAAGGUAAUUUGGCUCUCUCCAUGCUGGACUUUCUCUCUUACAACACGGUGUCUCUGUUCUGUGAACAUGCUUGCUCGACCCAUGAUGAAUCCGUGGCUCCUUUGAAGAAGCAAUCUCAUGAAGCCUCUGCUCCGCGAGAUACCACUUCCAAGGCAGAUGGUCCCCUGGCUGAAUUCCCGGAAGCGGAGAUGCAGUUGAUUCAGUCCCUACUGAACGUGGCAAAUAUCAACGAUAUCGAGGACGUAUACUCCUGCUCUGAUGCGCACGCCGGGGUGCUCGAACUCUACACACCCAACUACUCAAGCACUGCCAUCUUUGAAAUUCGCACACGCAAGGCAGUCACCCUAUCGCAGGUGGUUGCUACAUGGAAUCGAUUGGUGCAGCACCAUGCCGCCUUACGGACAAUGGUGCUGCAUGUUCCUAAUCUGCAUGUGGGAUAUCUCCAUGUCGUCCUUAAACAGGUACCGGCAGAUGUCGUGAUCCUUCCCCGAAGCCAGAAUGUGCGUCAAGAAGUUGAGAAGUUGGAGCCCGUGUCGUCCUGGAAAGCCACACCACCUCACCGCUUGGCUGUUGGCCAAGAGGACGAUGGAACGGUCAUAUUAAGGCUGGAUACGGGUCGUGCGCUCAUCGACGCCAUAUCCAUGGCGAUUCUGCUAGAACGUUUCUGUCUCGCGCUCCACGGCCGUUUCUCUGCUAGCAAAGAGACCCCGUACCGCCAAUAUCUGACUUACCUACGUGGCCAGUCGCGCGAAGAGGCGCUACAGUUCUGGAAACAAACGCUGUCCGAAACUCGGCCAUGUAACCUUCCCAGAGUCCCAUCUGAAUUGCCUCCGCCAUGCAGAUCCCGUCCAUGCAAGGCUCGGUCCCUGCGUCGCAGUUUGCGAGUCGAGCAGUUCGAUCGGCUCACCUCCUUCUGGCGAUCCAACCAUGUCACUCUCACCAACAUAUUCCAGCUGGCAUGGGCCUUGACCCUUCAGCAUUACACAAAGUCCCGCGACGUCUGCUUUGGAACGGUUAUCUCAGGCCGGGACAUUCCCUUACCUGCCAUCUGGCAGAUGGUCGGCACCUUUUUUAAUGUCGUUCCCUGCCGGUUUAUCCUUGAGCACGCGAGCACAGUGCUUGAUACUCUGAGACAAAACCAGAAGGAGAUGCAACGUCGGAAUGAGCACCAGCACUGCUCUAUGCCAGCAGCUGUCCGCCAGGCUGGGAUAGUAGGGGUCGCUGGGCUGCAGCAGCUGUUUAAUACAGUCUUGACCGUGCAAAAUGUAUUUGGGGUAGGAUCUUCGAGAGACAAAAUUAACGGCGACGAGGUUGCCAUGAAACUCGUCGAGUUGGAGGAUGCGACGGAGAUUGACGUCGAGCUCCGCUACUGGGCAUCAAGCGCGUCCGAAGAUUAUGCUUCUCGCAUUCUCAAAUGCUUCCUGCAUCAUCUUGAGGAGAUCCUCCACCACGUGUCGGAGCCACUAAAUGCCAUCGCCGGUUUCGAAUAA
Molecule: messenger RNA, 6540 nt
Organism: Aspergillus fischeri NRRL 181
Lineage: Eukaryota; Fungi; Ascomycota; Eurotiomycetes; Eurotiales; Aspergillaceae
Product: putative nonribosomal peptide synthase
Exons: 2
Coding region: 1-6540 (2179 amino acids)
Biological process (GO): amino acid activation for nonribosomal peptide biosynthetic process; secondary metabolite biosynthetic process
Cellular component (GO): cytoplasm
Molecular function (GO): catalytic activity; phosphopantetheine binding
Source: RefSeq, a predicted model, not a curated record